GCAUGCGCAUUUAACCAUCGCAAAGAUGGCGGAAACUUGAAAAGCUGGAAAGAAGAGAAUGGAGAAUGAUUCUGUUUUGACCAAAGGGAAUCAAAGAAAAUGAAUCAAUCUAAACAGUACAAUGCAACUCUACCCUUAAGUGUUGAUGACAGCCUGAACACAGAUAAGCUACACAUGGAGCUGAACUCGGGACCAUACCUAGAGUACCCGGACGGGACUGUGCCAAUGGUGACAAAAAUGAACACAGGUCGGAUGUCGCCAGUUCGGUCCAGGACUAUGAAGGAAUAUGAUACACAAAUAACGGAUUUAAAGAAGGAAAACUUCAACUUAAAACUGCGUAUCUACUUUAUGGAGGAGAGGAUGCAGCAAAGGCUUGGAGAUGGGGACGAUGUUUUUAAAUUUAAUAUUGAGUUAAAAGUAGAAGUAGAGACCUUGAAGAAAGAAUUGAAAGAAAAACAAGAAUUGUUGCAAAAGGCCUCUGAAGCAAUUGAAGCAUUCUCAGCCAAACGUGAGGAAGACAUGCAAGAAGUCCAUGAAGAAAUGGAGAAAGAAAUGUGUGACAUCAGGCAGAAACUGGAAGAGGAAGUGGAAAGUAAAAAGAAGGAAGUUGAAGCUUCCCAGAAGUCAUUGCAGGAAGCAACUCAUCAGCUGACAGAUCUUGAGUACCGGAAUGAACAACUUCUGAUGGAGAUCCGUCAUCUGGAUCAAUCCAAGGAAAUCCAGAUGCAGUCACUAAAAGAAGACUUGGUUGCUCAAAAUAGGGAACUUACAGCCCAGAUUGCAGAGAACCAGAAAAACCUGGCAGAAAUGGAUCAUAUUCUUAAAAUCAAAGAGGAUCUUGAAGUUAAGGUUGAAUCCAUGGAGAAAGAGUUGUCCCGAAAAGACAGAGAUAUGGAGCAUUUGUCAUGUAUUGUCAAAGACACCACACAGUUAGAAAGUCAGUCCUUCCUGGCCCCCAGCCACCUGCAGGAUGAAGUUGAUGACCAGAGAUCUGAGUUGGAAACAUUAAAAACAAAAGUGGAAGAACUAAAGCUGGAUGCCAACAAAAAGAAUGAGAUGAUUGGAAAACUGGAAGAUUUGCUGAAAACAAAUGAAGAAGAAAAGAAAGAUGCUUUGAGAAAGCUGGAAGAUGCAGACAAUAAACUGAAAAAGCAAACUGAAUUACAACCUGUUUGGGAUUCCACGGUGAAAGGUCUGCACCAAGACCUGCGGAAGAGAAACAAGGAGGUGGAUGACUUGAAGGAUAAGCUGGAGAGGAAGGAAGAAGAACUACGACAGUGUCAUGAUACACUACAUGCUGUGUCUAUACAGAAACAAAAGGAGGUUGACAAACAGUAUGAAGACAUUACGUUUUUAGAAGACAAUUUGUCCAGCAUGAAACUACAUCUGAAGGAACGAGAGCUGGAAGUAGAGAAUCUGCUGAGAACUCUGGGUAAAAAGGAAGGAGAGCUGGAGGGGUUUAAGGAGCUUUUGAACAAAGCAGAGACUGCACUGCGACAGAGUGAAGAUGCUGUACAGGACCUUCAGUGUCAGCUGAGGAAAGAGAAGGAGACUGCAUCAGAAGAUUACAGAUCACAACAUUUACAGUUUAAGAUUGAUGAUUUGGAGAUACAGCUUCAGACCAAGGAGAAGAUCAUCCUGCAGUUGUCUGAGAGUCUGAAGGACAAGGAGAGACAGAUGCAGCAGUGUAUGGAGAUCUUUAGACCAACUCCCCAGGAGGACACCUCAAUAAAAGAUAAAUGGAUCAGAGAGUUACAGAGUAGACUUCAAGAGAAGGAAAAAGCUGUAGAGGAGUCAUUGAAUGAGAAAAUAAGGCUAGCUGAUGACAAGGAUGCAGAGAUUCGACAACUGAGGCGUGAAAUUCGUGACAAGGAGCAUGAGAUGGAGAGAGCCAAUCAGAUGUUACUGACAGCAGAACAGACCAUUGAGUGUAUAGAGAAAGAAGGAAAUGAAAAGGAUAAGACUUUAAAACAACUGACAAACUCUUUGAAGGCUUGCCAGAAGGCUCUAGAGGAUGCUGUGACAGAACACAAACAGGUGAUUAAGAGGAAAGAAGAUGAAAUAGAGAGAUUGAAGAAAGGAAUGAAAACUCCAGAUGCAGAACUCAAGGAUACAGAUAAUGCGGAGACAAUGAACAGUUUGCUGAAGAAAUUACGGGACAAAGAUGAAGAUCUGCUGACACAAGCAGAAAAACAUGACGAUGAAAUGAAUAAGCUGGAUAAGGAAAUUCACAACCUCAAAAGUGAGCUGGCUGAGGUCCAGCGAGAGCUUCAGUCAGUUGAAAACAGAUGUGGUUGGUCAGAGAAACGAAAUGAAGAUGCGCAGGAGGAAUUGAGACAGGCACUCAAGGAGAAAGAGAAAAUGAUAGAGGCCUUAGUUGCCAGUGGACAAGAAAAAGAGAGACUGAUAGCGGAAUUAAGAGGAAUUCAAUCUGGUUUGGACGCUCCCAGUCUACAGAAUCAGCUGGAAAAACUCAAAAAUGAAUUGCAGGACAAAAAUGAUUUGCUUGAUUCCUUGAGAUUUCAUGAAAAUGAACAAGUUCUCAAUGGUAGGAUAGGAAACUUGAAGUUGGAACUGGAAGCUGCAAAGGAUGAUCUACGACAAGCAUUCAGGAGAGAGGAAAUGCUCAAGCAGGAGUUGUAUGACCUGAAAUCAAAACUAGUGUCGUCACCAGGAAGAAUAGGGGAGACCCACAAAGUCGAGAUAGAAGUAAGAAAUGUCAGUGACCGUUAUUCAAAUCCUAGUCCUGGAAAAUCUGGAAAAGUGUCCAUGGAGGAAAAUCAUAAGUUGAAAGAUACACUGGAACAACAACUGUCAGAACUAGAAACACUUCGAAACGCCAUACAAAGAGAAAGGCAGAUCAUCCUGACAUUGAACGAAAAUGAACCCAAAUUGAAUGGUGCCAUUAAUGCUGAUCUGGAGGCUGAAUUAAAAAACAUUCAAGAUUUGCGGAAGGAAUUGGAAGCAGUUUUGGAAAAAAAUAACAAAAUGACGCUGAACUUGGAGCAGCAGUAUAUUCUGUAUGGUGGGAGAUUUACUAACGAUUUUACAACUGGAAUGAUGAGCGAGUUGAAUUCAGAUCUUGAUGCACUUAAAAAAGAGUUGGAACAGAAGAAGAUAGAAAACAAUACAUUGCUGGCCCAGCUGUAUGACAUGAAGUACAUCCACAGGGAUCACGAUCUUCUACGUGAGGCGGUGCAGACAUCACCCAGAAGUGAGAAUCGAUGGAGCAUGUCCAGCACAAGUUCCUCUUCCACACCAGAGUUUGAUGUUCCCUUGAACCGGCAGACGUUGUCGGAUAUGAGUGCCCCCAUGUUGAGGAGAUACAUCCGGCAGAUUCAGAAACAAUUGGACACAACUAUGCAUGAGAAAGACGAACUUCAAGGGAGGUUGAACCUCUCACAGAGAGUGAAUGCUCGUGAAAUUCCUGGAAAGAAUGAAGAUGAUUUCAAUAGCAUUCCUCAUCUUAGAAUGGAGAUUGUGAGUUUGCAGAGCAAGCUAGCUACAACAGAAAAUGAUUUGAAAUUGUUACGGGAAAAGUUUGGAUUGGAUGAGAACACUCCAUGUAGAUACUCAGAACUUCCAGAAGUGUCUGAUAUACAGAGAGAAAAUGUUAAACUGAAGAAUGACUAUAGAAAUGCUUUGGACAAAGUUUCUUCUUUACAAGAACAGAUUGAUAAUUCCAUGAAAAUUCAGCGAGAGAAAUUGGAUAAAGUCAGCCAAACAAUGGCUUGGGGUGGAUUGAUUCCAACUCUUGGACCAAAAUCAUUAGAUAUGAAGGUCUCAAGCAAAAAGAAUUCUAGUCAGAUACCUAGACCCCACAAAGCAGGCCAGCCUAUGAAUGGGGACCACUCUCAUCUGCAGAAACCAGAAAUUCUUCGAGAAAUGCUGUCUGAGUCUAGAAAUAGAAUCGGUGAUCUGGAGUCCAAGUUGGAGGCUACUGAGGGAACUGUCAGAAUACAAACACAGAAGAUGAAGCACUAUAAGGCUCUUCUGGAGGACCAUGGUUUGUUGGCCAAAAGUCCCUGUGUCAGCCGCUCUCAUAGUGAGACCAAUCUGGCUGCCUUCAUGGCAACAGACUCCAAGAUCCCAGUCAUGAAAAGAGCCAUGUCUAAUGAGCACUUGCAUUGUCAUGGAAAACCUGUCGAGGGGCAAAAGAGACAUGGCAGCGACAGCAGUGAGGGAUCUCAGGAGGACAGCCUCCUUCCUACACAGACUUUAGUAGAUCUCCAGGGAAGAAUUGCUACAUUACAUCAAAGCCUGCAGGAGACCAAGAAUAAUAACUUUGAACUACAGCAAAAACUGUGGGCCAAGCAAAAUUCAGAACAAAUCAUUGUGGACCUGAAAAACCAACUUGGGCAGAGCAGGGAAACAAUUGAUGCCCUGGAAAAACAACUAAAGUCUUAUCAGGGAUCCUCCAUGCAAGAGGUGCUGGAACUGCAACGGGAUGAGAUAGCUAGUCUGAGAAAAAGGAUGUGUGACUCACAAAAUAGCUGUGUUCAGUUGAAUCAGUGGCUUGGAGACCUGAGUAUGUGUUUGGAUGGACUUAAUGAAGAUGAAAUGUGUGGUAGUAUCAAGCAAAAGGUGCAACAGACUCGCAUGGUGGCCAAGUCACUGUCACAUCUUCUGGAUGCAGAUAGUGAUGACUCUGGAAAUGAAGGUAACCAACAUCUGCAAGGCAGACAUUCUCCGACAAAGUCUCCCAAAAGAGAAGGAAGAAGACUGGCUGAAGAACUGGAGGCUAAGGAUGCAGAAAUCAAAUCUUUGAGGGAGGAAUUAGAAGAAAAGAAAUCCUUCAUUGGUCGAUUAAACACUAAUUUACUUAUAGCUCAGAGACAAUUGUUGAGCUGGCAAGAUUGUGGAAAAGGGUCAUCCACUUCUGGCACAAGUGCUGCUGAUGGAAAUGUCUUUGAUAGCAGUCACCAUGGAGCAAGGGACAUCUUUCACAGGGACAGUCUGUCACCAGCUUCUCAGACAUCCAACAGGCUGGCAGGGGACCAUGACACUUCUGUCGAGAAGGUCAGGCAUAACAGCGAGAUGACGCAGAGUUCUAGGAGGUCAUCAGAGGACAUUGAAGUGCAAGAUACUACUGUGACGUCGAGUCGUACUGACGGUUCUCUGCAACAUCGCAAAGGACCAACUAGAAAUGUGAGUGAGAAGAUGGACUUUGAAAACAGGAGCAUUGCUUCUUUUGGGUUGUGUGGUUUUAACUCUGAUGAACGUUUGUAUGGUAAUGCCAGAUUCGCUGACAGAGACAUGUUUGAUCAUAGCUUGGUAGUGAAUGGCCAUGAUGAGGCAUCUUUCCUAGAAAAUAGGGACUUCUUUGAAGAUGUGAACAAGUUCAGUGACGUUGAUGACUCGUGUGUGACACAGCGUUCAAGUUUCAUGAACAGAAGUGUGGCUGUUCAAUCGACGGAAGUUCAACAGUUGAAGUCCCGUUUGAAUGUGAUGGAGGACUUGAACAUGACCCUGAAGGAUGAACUUCAGGCAUACGAAAACUUGUGUUCAUCAAUAGGUAUUCAGAGUUCACCAAGGAAAUCGCCAAGGAAAUCAUCAGAUGAUAAUGAUUUGUUGAGAGAACAUCUGUCCGAAAUCCGAUCUCUGCGGAUUAAGCUAGAGAAAUCCCUGAAAGACAGUGAGAAGCUGAGCCAGAAACUACAGCAGGAUAUGGAGGAGUCCCAUUCAUCAAGUAGUACCACCAGUGUAUACAUGUAUAGCCAACAUCAAGCACACAUCAACGAAUUACAAAGAGCCAUCGACAAACUGAAGGCACAGCUACGGGAGAAAGAGAACAACAUUACUGAGAAAAUCACCAUUAUCAGAGAAAAAGAGAAGAUCAUCCACGAAUCAAAAACCAUCAUUACUGACAAGGAAGAGAAAAUGAGUGAAAUAUUGCGGGAGAAGGACGAGCAGACACGAUCCAGCCAACAGACGUUAGUUGUACAGCAAAGGCGGAUUGAGAAGCAGGAUGAAACCAUUCGGCAGCUGAAGGAGAAGUUGGAGCUCCAAGUUGAAAGUCUCCACCAACAAGAGUCAAAGCUGAAAGAACAAUAUGAAGUCAUCCAAAAGCAGGAACUACAGCUGGCUGAGGCUGUGGAUGAUUUAUCUCACAAAGAGACCACAUUAAGUAAACAGUACGAGCUUCUCCAGCAACAGGACCUACAGAUCGACAAACAGAAGGAACUGAUCGACCAGAAAGACAGAAGUUACCGCUCACUAGAGGAGGAACUAGACAUGGUGACCAGUAAACUUCACCACCUGCAGAGGACUGUGGGAGGCACCGAAGGGGGAUCAGCAGACCACGGGGAGGCGGGGCUUCAGGACAAGGUGGAACAGCUGGAAAAGACCGUCAGCUCGCAGAACAAGAAGUUGAAGCAGCAAGAAAAGUGGUUGACAGAAAAAGACAAGACCAACUACAAACUACAGCAGAUCAGGGAGAGGCUAGACGAGACUCUUAAAAAGUCAGCUAAGGAGAUUAAAAGGUUAAAAGAUGAGAUGAGGACACUGAAGGAUCAGGUACAGGAAAACAAAGAUUUAAACAAAACUCUGAAGCUGGAAUUGAGUGUCUAUGAAACACUUGAGAAUACGGAAAAUCAAGGAUUGAGCAAUGGAAAACACGGGAGCUUUGACAUGAGGGAAUUCCUGACGGAGAUUCGCCACCUUCGAACUCAGUUAGAAAGGUGUAUAGAGACCAACAAUGAACUCCGGAAGAAACUGGAGGAACAUCUGAGGAACAAAAGUCAACGACAGAGAAUAUCAGCAACAAAUAUGUAUUACACCAAGAAGCCAGGCUCUGUCACAUCUCAGGAUGUACCCGAUGGCCUGCCGAGUGUGGAGCAGAUGUCGGGUGGAUUCAGAGAUCACCAUGAAUCCUUUGAAAUUCUCCGAGUUGCUGCUGAGGAAGACUCCAGGAAGAGCUUGUCUCCAGAUUCCUGCAUCAGUGAUUGUGCCUCAGGUUCCUCAUCAAACCUUGGGAAAUCUGGAUUUGGGGUGGCAACUUGGCCAUUGAUGGCAGACAGUUCAAAGAAGGCUAUAGAGAGCAAGUCCAGUCCAGGGGGAACAUUCCACAGGGAGGACUUCACGGUGAGGUCCUCUCGACUUCACCACUCAGAUGGAAAUCUAUCAUACCAUGUCGAUGACUCACCGUGUAUAUUAGCAGAAAUGACAUCACAACAGGUCGAUUCAGAUCUGCGAACUUUGUUUGCCUUUGGAAAAUUGGAUGAUUUUGAGAAACUGAAGAAAGAAAAUGGAGAGUGUGCGAUUGUGCUUAAAGGAAUAGAGGCACGUAUUCAGGAUCGUCUCAAGAUCUUCCGCAACAUGUCCCCAAGGGAGUUCAUCAAGGUAAAGCAUGUAUUGGUAUUCAUACCUUAUAUACACCCAGCAUCUAAUUAGUCUAAUCAGGCCAGUCCCUAAUUUUGCAUGUUAAGAAUUACUCUGAACUAUUUAUAUGACAAAUUAAGAGUGCUAGUUAGCUGAAGAAGAGUCUGUUGAACUGCAUGUUAUGUAGUAAUGGGUUUCUGCUGCUUAUUGGUGAGAGCUGAGUACAUACCUGUAUUUUAUGUAUAACCUUGAAACCAUUAUUCUAUAUAUCACGUUAGCAUGUAUCUGUCUCCUGAUUUUCUAUACGCAUGUACUGUCAGACUUGGGUUACAGCAAAUUCCUGAGGUUCCAUAGCUUUACUUUAUUAUAUUCAUAAUUCUCUAUAUCCAUAUAACAAAUUAUUUUUAUAAUUUAUAACGAAUUCAGAGUGAGAAAGGCAAAUUACCAAGCAUAAAAUAAGCCUGAUACUCUUACAAACACAGGGUCAUAUAAUUGAAAAACUAUGGUUGUAGAGAUAUUGUCAGAGAUUUAGCACUUACUGUUAUAUAUCCCCAAAAUACCACUAAGAAAUCUGUUACAGUUUGAUAGUUGUAAUGUCCCUGUAAUGUUCUGUGUGGUGGGUCUCUCGGGUCCGUGGCUAGCAGACAUUUGUCCAGCUACUUCGAUUCACUGUUCUGUGUGGUGGGUCUCUCGGGUCCGUGGCUAGCUACUUCGAUUCACUGUUCUGUGUGGUGGGUCUCUCGGGUCCGUGGCUAGCUACUUCGGUUCACUGUUCUGUGUGGUGGGUCUCUCGGGUCCGUGGCUAGCUACUUCGAUUCACUGUUCUGUGUGGUGGGUCUCUCGGGUCCGUGGCUAGCUACUUCGGUUCACUGUUCUGUGUGGUGGGUCUCUCGGGUCCGUGUCUAGCAGACAUUUGUCCAGCUACUUCGAUUCACUGUUCUGUGUGGUGGGUCUCUCGGGUCCGUGUCUAGCACACAUUUGUCUAGCUACUUCGAUUCACUGUUUGGUGACCAUCCACUGGUUUCAGGGUUUGAAUUUUAGGGUACUGUUCGUAUCGAUUACUAAGUCAACUGAGUGAGAAGGUGGUCUGGGACCCCGCAAUAAAACCAUUCCUCAUUAACAAUAUUGUUAGUAGACAAUAUACAGUUAGGUACACUAUGUAAAUUAUACACACAGAAAGUUACAGUGAGUGCAGCCUGAAUAUGCCUUACUUGCUAGAUUAUACAAAGUACAAUUACUUUUCUUGGAAAUACAUCACAUGUGGACCCUAACUGAACAUACUACAAAAACCUGUUAUAACAUUUAUAAUGUUACAGGUGUAUAUGAAUAAAAAUAGUGCAAACAUUUCUUAGCAAAUAUAUGUAUAUAUAUAAAGAAAAAAUAGUUUUAAAAUUACAACCCUGAUUCUGAAGCGCCUUCCUUCCAGACGAGCCGAAUGCUGACCAUGUGACUGUCUAAUUAUCACAUACUGUGUGCUAUUUCUCGACCAAUUCUUAGAUCUGUGUAUGUCUGACUACUCUUUAGUGUUUUAUACAUGAUCUAGCACAAUGAAUUUAAUUUGAUAGGUCCUUAUUUCUAUGUAUGAAAGUUGAACUUGAUGUCCAAACUUACAGGAGCCCUUGUUUCCUUUCCAACCACAUGUGAAGUAACACACACAAUGUAUAUGUUAUACAAAUAAGGCUUACCAGAGAUGUCCAUGAGUUGAAUUAAUUAUGAAUGAACUUAAAUUUCAACCUAUUUUACUUAUCUAGGAUAAAACCAAAUAGUUUAUGCUGCAGGAGUUUUUAUAUAAUGCCCUUGUAGAUUCUAAACUAUAUUAGUUUAGAAACAAAUAAGAAAUAUUAUUAACCCAUAUGUACCUUUAAUUCUGAUUGGUUCAAAUAGAGGAAAUAGUAUUAGUGGUUAGGGAUAUCUGAUAGUAAAAACAAAAGGGAGACAAUCUAAACAAUGUGGUAAAUGAAUUACAUAAAUCAAAAUGAUUCUCUAUGAAAAAGAAUCAAAAUGAGUUAUAUUCAUAAAUUCGCUAUAUCUAAAUUUAUUAUAAUAAAUUUUUUGAAAUAAAGAAAUAUGGAGAAUGUUACCCGGGAAUUCAGAAAAACUUUGUUAUAUCCAGAAAUUUGCUCUCACUGUAUGGUAUUUCACGAGCUUUACUGUACAUGUCGAGAAGUUGUAUGAUUACCUGUACUGUAAUGAAGCAUGUAGAUCUAUUGUAAUCUAUAUACUACGUGUAAUGAAGCAUGUAGAUCUAUUGUAAUCUAUACACUACGUGUAAUGAAGCAUGUAGAUCUAUUGUAAUCUAUACACUACGUGUAAUGAAGCAUGUAGAUCUAUUGUAAUCUAUACACUACGUGUAAUGAAGCAUGUAGAUCUAUUGUAAUCUAUACACUACGUGUAAUGAAUCAUGUAGAUCUAUUGAAGCAUGUAGAUCUAUUGUAAUCUAUACACUACGUGUACUUCGUUGACAAUACAUGUAAUGCAUUUUUUAGGUUUGAAGCUUUUGUAUACAACUGUAUAUGUACAUAAGCAUCAUCUGUAAUCUUAACAUUUAUUGCAAUACACAGGUAUAAAAAUUACAAACAAGUCAGCUAUGUUUUAAAUCAGGAAAAAUCAGUUUGACUCACCAGCAUACCUAUCAAUUAACCUUGAAAAGCAUGAAGUGAUUGAGCCAUAUAGUAUCGUUCCUUUUUGUCCGUCAUUCCAUCAGUUUUCUGGACAUUUUAUUGAGCUGUGCUUGUUGGUAAUGAGCUAAUACUUGGUAUUUCUCUUCCUAUUGAUGAUUUAUAGAUAAAGUUCGAGUUGUCCAAGUUGGCGUAUUUUCACCAAAAUUAUCACUUUGUGCCCUCAUGUAUUUUCAAAAGCGAGUUCCAUGUAGAUGACCUUAUUUCUAAAUGUGCUUGAUAUUUUAUUGUUUUGGCAUAUCAUAAUUUCCAAAGAAAACUUGCAUAUUUAACACAGAUUGAAACCUGAUUAUGUUUGGUUUCCAUAACAAACAAUAAAUUAAUGGAGAAAUGGAAUGGAAUGUUAUGAAUUAUUUUACCUUUCUUUGGUUUGCUUCAGUGUACUUUUCAAGCCGUGUCUUGUUUUCACAGAAUAUGGAGUAUAGCACUUUGAAGGAGCUGUCUUUGAGUGUGGAGAAUCUUAGGAUCUGUCUGAAUGAGGAGACAUCCCUCCUAGGCUGCUUCUGGACCAGCUCCCUCCCAAAAGAAGGGGUGGAAUCAAAGCUUUUA
Molecule: messenger RNA, 10547 nt
Organism: Ostrea edulis (European flat oyster)
Lineage: Eukaryota; Metazoa; Mollusca; Bivalvia; Ostreida; Ostreidae
Product: CDK5 regulatory subunit-associated protein 2-like
Exons: 41
Coding region: 100-7392 (2430 amino acids)
Cellular component (GO): microtubule organizing center
Source: RefSeq, a predicted model, not a curated record